Molecule: messenger RNA, 3833 nt
Organism: Salvelinus sp. IW2-2015
Lineage: Eukaryota; Metazoa; Chordata; Actinopteri; Salmoniformes; Salmonidae
Product: SHC-transforming protein 1
Biological process (GO): cell surface receptor protein tyrosine kinase signaling pathway
Cellular component (GO): plasma membrane
Molecular function (GO): receptor tyrosine kinase binding
Source: RefSeq, a predicted model, not a curated record
AACUCCUCUGAUUGGUUGUUUCAGUGGGAGCAAAGGAGGGAGGGCGGGACCUGUGUGAUGACCCCUCAUACGUCAAUGUGGAUAAACCCCGCCCCACAACAGCUGCAGCCAAUGGCAACGCUCACAGAGAUGCGUUCGACAUGAAGCCGUUUGAUGAUUCCCUGGGUGUAUCAGGUCUGGGGGUCUCAGCGGCGCCCCCURUGGUGGAACAGCUGCAGUGCGAGGCCUGGUUCCACGGCAGCCUGAGUCGCAGGCAGGCUGAGAGACUGCUGACCCGUGAUGGAGACUUCCUGGUCCGAGAGUCAGGCACCACCCCUGGACAGUACGUCCUCACUGGACAACAGGGGGGUCAGCCCAAGCACCUACUACUGGUCGACCCAGAGGGAGUGGUACGUACCAAAGACCACCACUUUGAGAGUGUGAGCCACCUGAUCAGUUACCACAUGGACAACAGACUGCCCAUCGUAUCAGCAGGCAGUGAGGUGUGUCUGCAACAACCAGUGGAGCACAGGGCCUGAACACACACACAAAUACAGCAAUGCAACACACACACUCUCAGAAACACUACACACAUAAGCAGUGCAGAACACACAAAUACUGUACACACACACACUCGCACACUGACCACAUUAAGGAAAGCCAAAAAAAACACCUCUGUCACUCUUUCUGCCAAAUCAUUUGCUCUCUGCUUUUCCUCACACCCUCCUCUCCUCCUGGACGACUCACUGUUACCUCCGUGAUCCCUCCUUUUGUUCAUCCUUCCGUCAUCGAGGUCCACUACCUCCAUUCCUCCAUCCCUCCAAAGAACGUGGGAGUAACAUCUAGGAACACUUUUUAUUUUCCUUCUCAGUGGGACAGAAAUAAUACAAUUUAGUAAAAAAUGUAGCAUUAUUAAUUAAAUCAUGCCAUAGAAUGAUUCAGAAAUGAUACAAUCAUAGUAAAGGAGGACCUUGGAGGGGAGGAGUGAAACGUAGAGAGAGGGAUGGGGGGAGAGGUCUUGAUCCAGACAUGGCAGAGGAAACAGUUUCUCUCACCGUCACAGAAGCACUUCAAAGACUUGUCUGAUGAUUGGACUCAUCAGAGAGCUCGGACAUGGACCCUCCAAUCAAAUAUCAGUGGAACACAGGAACAGCCAAUCAAAUAUCAGUGGAACACAUGAAUAACCAAACAUGACUGAGAUCAGGCCUCCUGUUAAUAUGCAUAGACAUACAUUUUUGUGUCCACACCAAUCAGGGCCCUCGCUCACCCUCAAGCCACUCCCAUUAAAAGACCUUUCAUCUUUGACCAUUGACCCCCUGAGUGAUACCUGGUGAUGUCACGGAGGACGUCUCUGUAUGCAAAAAGGGGGUUGCUAUGCCAACAACCAUUGUCUCCGUCUGUCCAAAUAUGGACACGGUUUCUUUCCGGCCUCCGAAGGUGGAGUUUGAUAAAAGGAUGUGAUUCAUGCCUAUCCGACAUCCGCCUGUCUGUCUGCAAUGGACUGGUCUCCCUGUCUGUCUGCAUGGGACUGGUCUUACCUUUCUGUCUGCAUGGGACUGGUCUUACCUUUCUGCUCUGAUCAUGACAAAGAAAGUGGACUUGGUUGGACUGGGGCAGCAGAAACCAUGGAGAUGACUCAUACACCAACAUACAGUGUGUUAGUCUGUAUCUGUCAUGUGUACCWUCAUUGGGAGUAUAGUGUCUUUACAUAGAGAGGGAUGGAGAGAAGACUGGGAAGGGGCAGGGGGGAGGUUCCACAUCUAGAGAUGUCAUCAGACUUAGACACGAUGUCAUCUGAAAGAGCUCAAAACCAAUUCUACGACGAUGUCACAGUCAACCCAAAUGCGGCUGUCACAAUUUAAUCGGUACUGUGUUGGAAUUGUAGUUCAGAUUAUUGCCAAUAUUUUCUUGCUUUUCAAUGGAUUUGUUGUUAAUAUCGGUUUGCCUUGACAAUCUAUAGCCAUGUCUCUGUCUGGACGGGUAGGGGGUGGAGAGGUUGGGGGGGCAUACUGGAUGAAGUGUGUUUUAAUGCCGAAAGCAUCCGGUCCAGAGCAUUCAAAGCAAUGAUCUUAUCUCCUCUCCAAAUGUGCUGCAAGGUCAGGAGAUUAGCUUUUAGCGUUAGCAUUAGCUUUUAGCAUUAGCGUUAGCAUUAGCUUUUAGCAUUAGCGUUAGCAUUAGCGUUAGCAUUAGCGUUAGCAUUAGCAUUAGUGUGUGAUGUGUUUCUUCUCAGCUCACUGCAGGGAAAACUGUUAUCAGCACUGUUCACAAUGGAAUCUGGGAGCUUCGCGAACGUUGGUCAGACGUUGGACUUUGACGUGUUGUUUUCCUUGGAAUUAGAAGAUAGUAGAGGGAGAGAAAGUGGAGGAAUCAUCCUCUCCUCUCCCUCCUUCUCCAUGAUAUUUUUUGUGUCUUUUACUAGUGCCUUGUUUCUUCGAUGCAGUCACCUCCCUCCAGUGCAGUCUGUCACCUAAUGUACUGUGCUUAUUGUACAGUCAGUUGAUGUACCUAAUCCAAAUGUAGUGGACCGUUGGAUCCUGUCACAUGGUCUCUCAGGCCAUCAAAGACUGCAAAAAGGACACUGACUCUCACCACCCAGGUCCAGUGAUGGCAAUCCGCUCCUCUAUUGCACAUUCAUUCUUACUUCCUGUUGUCACUUGUUGUUGUCACGGUUGCUCGAUGUCGCAGCUCUCAUUGGAGGGAUUUCCACUCCACCUGUAAAUAACAUCAGAUCUGAUUGGUCGGUUUGAGUUCUUGGUUCUGAAAUUAAAGUCUUUAUUGUUUAGAUUUUAUUAAUAAAAUGGGUGGGACAGAACCAGAUACUGUAUUUCAUAUGUAAUACUCACAGAAUACUUUUCUCUCUGAAUCCAAGUCAUUUUGAUUCUAGCCAAUGCACCAUGUCCAGAUUUUUGAGGGAGGCUGAAACCAAACUGUAAACGUGGAAGUGAAGAGUAGACUGGGAUCUGCCACCUGCUGUACAAAAUAUUUCUGUCUCAUCAGGAGGGUUGCAAAAUCCCCUGGUUUUCCAGAAAUCCUGGUUGGAGGAUUCAUGGAAUUCCUGCUUAUUCGCUCGUGUAAUUCUAGGAUUAUUUUAACCAGGAUUUCUGGGAAACCGGGGAAUUUGGGGAAAGUUAUCUGAAUUCUGCAACUCUAGUCAUGAGAAAGGGCUCUCUGAGCCUGGACAGGUAACUGUUUUAUUCAUCUUUCUCAUCGUGCUUCUGUGUGUGUGUGUUGUGAGAGAGGAUGUGUGGAUGAUCAGAGUUUAUGGUUGGGAGUGUAGGGGGCUGUGUAGUUCUUACAUGGUGGCACGUGUGGUCUGUGUGAGGCCUUUGCUUCAUUCUGUCACAAACACACAGGAGGGACAGCUGUGUUAGACACCGACUGUUUAAGUGACUAUAGGUCCUGGAUAGGCAACAAGGAAACUAGUAUACAAGCCCCAAGGUGUGUGUGUAAAAGGAAUAAUCUAUCCUCUACAUCAUUUGUGAAGCAUUCUAGCGUUGUCAUUGUUCAUCACAGUUGCCUUUGUUGCAUGGAAAUCAUUUUUUACAGUUUCUAUAUUGUUGUUGUUUUGAUGUACUUUUUGAUUUGAGUUUUGAAAGCCAAAGGGUUAUUUUCAAUUAGCCUUCACAAAUAUUGAUUUACUUUUUUACUUUUUACAGCUCUGUUGUAAUACUCUUGUUCUUUUGGGGGGAAAUACAUCUGUUUACACCUGUAUCUGAAAUCACAGAUUGCAUAUAUCAUGAAUCUUUCUUGGUGAGUUUGGUUUUAAAAUGCAGUUUCUGGAUUUACUCUUUGGUCUCCUGUGAUGUUUUCUUAAAUGUUGAUUCAUAACUAUUAAAUAGAACAUAUCCCUUUUA